AUGGCUCUAACCACAAUUGUUAAUUGUAGCAACUCUUCGUCAUCGAUCAUCUACUCCGAAAAUGAAGAUUUCCUUCAUAAUUUUGAUUUCAAAAGUAUUGCUGAUCUCAAACAAGUACAUCGGGAAAAAAUUUUAAUUGUUGUCGGUACGAUUAAGCAACUAUGUGCUGAAGGGGAAUGCAACAAUCAUGACAUUGAUUGGCUACCACAUACUUGUACUAUUUUAGCAUCAUCAUUGUGUGGACUUCUUCUUUAUGAAUCCUAUGAUCCAGAUGAAUACGUUUCAAAGAUUUUAUUUGUUAUCAAACCAACGACUUCAGAUGCCAAAUGGAUACCGUUUCCGACCUCUGAAUACACUGCAACAAAGUUUGCUUUGGUAGUUAUCAGUUCGAACCCGUUACAUUUCAAGGUCAUUCGAUUGUCAUACACAAAGCCAUCUGAUAUGCUUACGGAAAAAGUAGACUAUGAUUACUACAACAUAGAAUUCUUUUCAUCUACUACAUGGUAAUGGAGGGAGUUUCAAAAUAUCCAGUUACCAUCAUUUGUUUAUCUUGUCUCUGAUGAGGCAGUUACAAGUGGCGGUGCCUUAUACUUCUUAUUAUCUAAUGAUAGCAUAUUGUGAUUUGAUAUUUAUUUAGAAGAACACAUAUUUAUAUUUUCACCUUCUACUAUUAAUGAAUUAAUACCGUAUGCAUCGAGACUAAUCAACUUUCAAGGAAAAUUAGGAUAUCUCUCUAUAAGUGGAGAUACUUCGUGGGCUAUUUGGAUUUUCAUUCACAAUCGGUGGGUUAAAGAAGAUGAUAAUACUUACAAUGAAAGUGCACAUGAAUGGUGGGAUUAUAGAAACAAUACCCUAUAUUUCUUUAGAGGAAAUACAAUUAAGUAUGAGGUUCCGGCACAUCAUUCUCAACAAGUUUUUUCAAUUCGUUCUGAUUUUGAUA
Lactuca saligna is the source of this 940-nucleotide messenger RNA. NCBI's taxonomy places the organism in Eukaryota, Viridiplantae, Streptophyta, Magnoliopsida, Asterales, Asteraceae. The record is from the annotation of a GenBank genome assembly.